CCCGGUGAGAGAACGGGAGGCCCGCUGGUGAAUAAGGAACAUUCAUUGAGAGAAGCAGACAGACUGAUUUCCAACAGACCGGAUCCAGCACCGGGACUUUCUGCUGGUACUGAUCGGUCUGUGUGUGUGGGUGUGUGUGUGUGUGUGAGAGUGUGUGUGUGUGUGUGAGAGUGUGUGUGUGUGUCGGAGCCACAUACGGACCAGCAGACAGGCGCAGUGAUGUCAUCCCUCCUCCUCUUCCUAUUCCUCUUCCUCACCCCUUCCUCUCCGCUGGAGUUUCGUUACCAUAACAACCGAGAGAUACAGCAGUACCUGGUGGAGAUCAACGCCUCCAACCCCGACAUCUCUCACCUGUACAGCAUCGGACCGUCGGUCAGAGGUCAGGAGCUGUGGGUGUUGGCUCUGGGUCUCAGUCCUCACCGGCACACCGUCGGCAUCCCCGAGUUCAAAUAUGUGGCCAACAUGCACGGAAACGAGGUUCUCGGCCGGGUGUUGCUGCUCCAGCUGAUCGAUGACUUUGUGCGCGGAUACAGAAACAACGAGGGUUGGUCGGUGAAGUUACUGAACAGCACCCGCAUCCACAUCCUGCCGACGAUGAACCCCGACGGCUUCGAUGAGUCAGACACUGACUGUCUGUUCAGCCAGGGCAGGGCCAACUAUAACGGUGUUGAUCUGAACAGAAACUUCCCCGAUGCGUUCGCUGGUCUCCGAAAACAACCGCAGCUGGAAGAAAGUAGGCGGGAGGCAGAGGUCAGGGCUGUGAUUGGCUGGUUGAGGAUGGAGAGUUUUGUUCUCUCUGCAAACCUUCAUGGAGGAGCUCUGGUGGCCAGCUAUCCCUACGAUAACAGCAACGGAGGUAGUGAGCUGGUGGGCGGGGCCAGUGUUAGCCCUGAUGAUGAUGUUUUUAACCACCUGGCGAAGGUUUACUCCCAUAACCACGCCUCCAUGCACAGCGGGGAGCAAUGCCGUGACAGCAGACCGUUUCUGGAGGGCGUAACCAACGGAUACCUGUGGUACCCAAUCUCAGGUGGGAUGCAGGACUAUAACUACGUGUGGGCUCAGUGUUUGGAGUUGACUCUGGAAGUUUCCUGCUGCAAGUUUCCUCCACAAAAUCAACUUCCUGCUCUGUGGACAGAAAACAGGAAGUCACUGCUUGCUUUUAUUAUGCAGAUUCACCUGGGGGUCAAAGGUCGUGUGUUUGAUGGCUCCGGCGUGCCUGUGCAGAACGCGGUGGUGGAGGUCAAAGGUCGAAGCAACAUGUGUCCGUUCAGAACCGACAAACACGGAGAAUACUACAGACUGCUGCUGCCGGGAGAAUACGUGUUCACGGUGACGUACCCCGGUCACAAGGUUUUGACGGAGACUCUAAAUGUCCCUCAUGGACCCGAUCAAUACUCCGCCAUGAAACACGACUUCAUGUUACGCCAAAUCCCUGCUACAACUGUUAGCCCCCAGGCUAACCCCACCAAAGCUAACCCCACCAGAGCUAACACACCCGAAGCUAUCCCCACCAAAGCUAACAGCACCGAAGCUAACCUGACCCCCAGCUGUAACUACACUUUAAACCUGGAAGCAGGCGCCUCCAGGAGCUCGUGGACGGGACUUUGUGUGUCGCUCGGCCUGGUGGUGGUGCUGCUAUCGCUAGUUAGCUGAAAUGCUAAGUGCUCGGUGUUGUGAUGGAAACUUCUGAAGCAAUGUAGACGAGACUCAGAGAGACACGAUGGAGAGAGCUGGAAACUUUGAUGGCAAACACUGAUGGUUUAUUCUGAGCUUCGGCCGGAGAAUUCACAAGACAUUUGCUGAAGAUCUCUACCCCAGACCCAUGUAUUUAGCUGGUUCUGAGAGAAUAAUCAACAGGCAGGAACAGGGAUACAAAACACUGAGAGCACAGCAGCCCAAGGUUGAGGCCUGGAUCCUAUUGCAAUAUAUUAAAUGGUAAAUGGACUGUACUUAUAAAUCUCUUUAUCGGUCUGUUCGACCCCUCAAAGCUCUUUACAUACUACGAGUCAUUCACCCAUUCACACCUCAUUCAUGCAGAGCAGCACCACUUGCCCUAGGGAAGCUAACACUCACACACACUCAUACUUACACACACACUCACACAUACAUGAACAUACUGGGGAAUCUCCCUUAGCUCCAGUGGACAAAGUGACAGUGAGUUUUGUCGCUCUCACUUCCUGUAAUUAACAUGGACAAGGACACAUCCACAUGUUGACUGCAGGGGAUCGAACCAACAACCUACUUGUUGAAAGACGACCGCACUCCCUCUCAGCCACAGUCGCCCAGAGACAAUAGAACUAUUACUGCUGAAAAAGGGCAGAACAAACUGAUAAACUGGGUCAAAGGUAUGGGCCUAGGAACAUAUUUCCCCAACAGGUGUGACGGACACAGGUUUGAACCCUCAACCUGCGAGAAAGGAACAAGAAGGCGGAGGAUUACUGGAGGUUUACUGCAGAAGUUUUCUAAUUCGAGGGCGAGCAAGUUGGGGUUAAAAGCACGGAAGAAAGCUCACAUGCAUGAGGUCAGAAAAAAGGUGGUGCUGGUGGAAGCUUUGGGACGUAGCAGCGAUACUUGCAGAGCUAAUAGCCAGGUUUUCCAUUCAGAUGUGAUGCAAAUUUAAAGUGAAGGUCGAGGUAAUUUGCAAAACAAAAUGCGAUUCAUUCCUUUAAGAAAUGUUGGUUCAAGGAGAGACGUCUUCCCAAGAGGAUGCACACACACACAUGUGAAGAUUCUUCUGAGAUCUGACCAAAAGUGAAAAGAUUUUUCAUGUUCUAAGAUUAUAGUCGAUAGAAAUAGGUCAGCAUUGCGAGAUUAAAGACAAAAUUCAGAGAAAAAAAGACAAAACUCAGAGAAAAAAGUCAGAAUUCUUCGGAAAAAAAUCUGAAUUUCCAGAAAAAAGUAAGAAUUCUGAGAAAAAAGUCAGGAUUCUCAGAACUCUGGAAAUGUUCACGUGUGUCCCUUAUCCUCUCCCGUAGAAAUACACUCAUCAAAGAGUUUGUUUUGGACUCUUCGGCUAAAAGAAUCAGCGCUUAAUUUGAUUUAUUUGCAGCAUUUUUUUGUGAAAGUAAUUAAUUUUUCGACCAAAUGUCAUCAUUUCCGAUGCUUGAGUGACCAGCAUCGUUCAUGGAGGCUUAACAUUAAUGGAGUAAUCAUUUUUAAAAAAGCCUGAAAUAACUACUAAUACUAAAGAGCUGUACAUGUGAGAAAAAUAUGUUUUAACUUUGCAUAUCUAGGAAUAUAUUGAAUGUAUUAUAACACCAAUCCAGCCCCAUUUUAAGGCAGGGAAGAACUUCAUAACACAGUCAGAUAUAAUGGACUCUUUCCUGCGUCAUGGAGACAAAAUCUGCGGGUACAAACGUGUUUUUAACCGGGAGAUAAUUGAAUUGAAAUGGAUAAUAGGAGGAGAAACUACAGUCUUUAGGAUCUUGACUUGUGAGGUCGUGAUGAGGCUCAUUAACCGAGGAAAAUAUAGACCGUGUAAUUUCAUACGUGAGGAGGAGGAGCACUUUAAAAUUAGCGCUUGCAGGGACUGUUUUUAGACCACAGGAAAAGGACCUCACAGAAGCUAUUAAUCAUCGUGGUGAACUCAGUGAGGUGCGUUUGAUUUAUGACUCCACGGUUUACAGAGUCAUCAGACCUGUUCAUACAAGCGUUUCAUUAUUUCUGCAUGUCUCGUGUUUUUUAAGGAGGGUUGCGAUUAAUCUGAGGGGGUCGAAAAAGUAGGAAAUAAGAAGAAAUCACAUUUUAUUUACACAAAUGAUCACUUUUCUCUAUUUAUUCUUGCUUUGUUGUUAAAUAUUGCUCAUCUUAUCUUGAAAUCGUCCAUUAAUCUGCUUAGUUUUUUCAUUUAAUUGUUUAUUUGAAUAGGGAUAAUGCACAUUAAUGAACAACAAAUAAUGCUUCAAGUGUAA
Molecule: messenger RNA, 3911 nt
Organism: Trematomus bernacchii (emerald rockcod)
Lineage: Eukaryota; Metazoa; Chordata; Actinopteri; Perciformes; Nototheniidae
Gene: cpm
Product: carboxypeptidase M
Exons: 10
Coding region: 220-1653 (477 amino acids)
Biological process (GO): proteolysis
Cellular component (GO): cell surface
Molecular function (GO): metallocarboxypeptidase activity; zinc ion binding
Source: RefSeq, a predicted model, not a curated record